Daucus carota subsp. sativus is the source of this 2954-nucleotide messenger RNA. Its product is annotated as putative pentatricopeptide repeat-containing protein At1g09680. Gene Ontology annotation, molecular function: protein binding. Lineage: Eukaryota; Viridiplantae; Streptophyta; Magnoliopsida; Apiales; Apiaceae. Bases 60 to 1823 code for a protein of 587 amino acids. The record is from RefSeq and is a predicted model, not a curated record. The transcript has 3 exons.
GGACCGACCUAGAAAAUCUGCACUUGAAAUCAAAUUUGGAAGAGUCGAGUGUUACCAAAAUGAGAGUAUCAAAAGCACAGCUGCGCCACCACUACUCCACCGCCGUUUGGUACACUCCACCGCCACCCCUACCAUGCCAUCACCACCACAACCCAGACCCCAUUCUCACCACCCUCUCAAAAGCCUUACAAAACUCCCAAACUAAACCCCUUCAAACCUCUCUCCAAAAACUCAUCCCUUCUCUUAAACCCGACCAUUUCAUCAAACUAUUAGACCAAAACCCACAAUCUUUCUCCCCUCAUUCUCUCUUCUCUCUCUUCACAUUUCUCUCUUCUCAGCCCUCGUUUAGACACACUCUCCAUUCAUAUUGUGCCAUGGCUUCUUUUUUGUCUCGCCAUCAAAUGUUUGAUCAGUCCUAUUCACUGCUACACUGUGUUAUUUCUCGGAAAGGUAAGAACUCUGCUUCUUGUAUUUUUGCUUCACUUCUUGAAUUUAGAGAGACCCAUCGAGCUGAUUUUGUGUUUAGUGCUUUGAUUGAUGCGUUCUUGGAGUUGGGUUUUGUUUAUGAUGCAAUUCAGUGUUUUUAUUUGAUGAGAAAAUAUCGAAUUGAGAUUUCAUUUCGGUCUUGUGGUAGGAUUUUUGAUGAUAUGAUCAAGUGUUGUACGCCUGUUAUGGUUUGGGGGUUUUAUUGUGAUGCUCUGGAAUGUGGGUUUCCUGGUGAUGUUCGUAAAUUUAAUGUUUUGAUACAUAAAAUGUGUAAAGAAGGUAAAUUGAAAGAAGCCCAGCUGGUGUUUGAUGGAAUUAGGAAGUGGGGAUUACGGCCUACGGUUGUUACUUUUAAUACUUUGAUUAAUGGGUAUUGUAGGUUUGGUGACUUGGAGGAAGGGUUUAGGAUGAAGAGGUUUAUGGAUGGAAGUAGAUGUUUGCCUGAUGUGUUUACGUAUAGUGUUUUGAUUAAUUGGUUGUGUAAGGAGUGUAGGUUGGAUGAGGCGAAUGGAUUGUUUGAUGAGAUGUGUAAGAGAGGCUUGGUUCCUAAUGAUGUUACCUUCACUACUUUGAUAAAUGGGCACUGUAGAUAUGGGACUAUUGUUGGGGCUAUGGAGGUUUAUAAAGAAAUGUUGCAGAAAGGUGUUGAACCUGAUUUAAUUACGUAUAACACUUUAAUGAAUGGGCUUUGCAAGAGUGGAGAGGUGAGAGGCGCUAAGAGCCUUCUCGAGGAGAUGACCAGGAAGGGUUUGAAGCCAGAUAAGAUUACAUAUACUACACUUAUUGACGGGUGCUGCAAGGAGGGAGAUUUAAAUGCAGCAUUGGAGUUUAGGAAUAGAAUGAAGGAGGAAGGGAUUGAACUUGAUGAGGUUGCCUUUACGGCCCUUGUUUCGGGGUUGUGUAGAGAAGGACGGGUCAUCGAUGCAGAUAGGUUGUUGAGGGAAAUGUUGAGUGCAGGUAUGAGACCAGAUGAUGCAACAUAUACUAUGGUCAUUGAUAAAUUCUGUAAGCAGGGAGAUGUUAAGACGGGGUUUAAGUUGCUGAAAGAAAUGCAGGCUGAUGGACAUGUACCGGGGGUAGUAACCUAUAAUGUGCUCAUGAAUGGCCUGUGUAAACAAGGACAAAUGAAAAAUGCAAAUGUGCUGUUAGAUGCAAUGCUUAACCUAGGAGUGGUUCCAGAUGACAUUACCUACAAUAUUUUGUUGGAAGGGCAUUGCAGGAAUGGAAACCCUGAAAAUUCAGAGAAGCUGCGUAAUGAAAUAGGGCUUGUUCUUGAUUAUGCCUCUUAUAAGUCCCUAGUAGAUGACCUAUACAAAAAUUCAAAAGAGAUGACAUAGCUGGUGCAUCUGAAAACAUGUGUCAUAUGCUUAAAUCAGUUUGAUCAGAUACGGUGGUCUUAAUAGAGACUUGAGAAGUGGUAGUGAAUUAUGAAGGCGGUUAUGGAGUUUUGACUUAUCAGGGUCCAUUGGGCUUUUGUGUUGAUACGAGUUGAUGCCCCGAAUUUCUGGAAGUUCAGUUGGAUUUAUGUCUUCUCAUAAUUCAUGAUGAUUCUGUCACGGGAUUUCAAGUUUUAGUCACAUUCGAGUCUAUACCCUGUCAUGUAUUCUUCUGGGGCUAUGGACAUGGACAUUGGGGAUUGUGAGUGGUCUAUGCGACCAGAAUUGUGUUGCAACAGCUUGAGGGCAUCUACAGUAUCAUCAUUCUCACAUUCAUAGUUUACAGCUCGAAAUAGGAUUACACUGAGAGUUGUGGUUAUGCAGAUGGUAACUAGUCUGAUAUAGGAUGAGGUAUACAGCUUAGAAUUGCCUUCUUUUCUCUGACAGAGAAUUUGAGUGUGAGAGCAAGUAGGCUCUUUGUUUUCAGCUGGGAUGUUGAAUAUUAGAGAGCUGGACGGGCAUUGCAGAGUGAUGGAUUUAUGGUUAUAAAAAUGGUAAAGGGGCUUCUCACAAGAAUGUCAAGACGUGACGCAGAGGACGAGCAUCAACAGGUAACAGGUAACAGGACAAUUUGCAAGAGGGAGCCAAAUGUACAGGAUUACAGGAGUGUGGGAGUACUUGUACAGAGCUCCAAACAGUAAAAUAAUCCUUAAAUGUGAAACCUCUAUUCUGUACAGUAAUGUCGUUGAUCAUUUACAAGAAGUAAUUUACACGAGUUUGACAAUAUUGUGAGUGGCUCCUGUUUUAUAAUGACUACGAUGAAAAAUUCUCAGUAUUCUCAAAUAUAUGUGGUAUCAGGGAGGAGUCAGGCAGCACUUGGUGCCAACUGAGCAGUGGUGCCACAAUUCGAAUCCUCCUUUGAGUUCAAAGUGACACAGAUUGGCCAGUCUACUUGUUAUUCAAGUCAAGGACAUGGAGUAAAGAGUUUGUUUUAUAUAAUUUGAAUUGAAGCAUACAAAUUUCAACUGUGAUAAGUCAUCAAGUAUCUGGACAGCAGACUAAUUUUUAAAAUGCGACCAAAUUUUACUUGCA